GUGGGAGAAUUAACACUGGAACACACAGUCUUAAAGCUGCUUCUGCUUCGACUGCCUCUAAAAUCCCAGGAACUUAGAGAGUGCUAGCUGCAGGGGACUCCAGGCAAUGCAGUUUUUAGUCUUCCAGACUCUCCUGUAUGGGAAGACCCUCCGGAAGGAUGUAGCCAGCCAGUCAGCCCCACCCACCACCGGCCGGUCCCAGGAUCCCUGGAGGAGAAAUGACUUCCUUUCCAUGUUCCAUGAAGUGACUUUGUCACAAGCAACUCUUGCCAGCCCUCCUCCCCAUCUCCAAUGCCCCCAGGGCUCACAGGACCAAGGUCCCCCAUGGCCUGUCUAUCCCUGGUGUACCAGGCGCCAUCACUGUGUGAACUUGUAUUUGAGCGUGGUGUGUAUGGGGGACUUGUCCUCGCUGUGUCAGUUCUCCAGGAAGUACACAGCGAGAUGGGUCAGUUGGGGUGUAUUUCUACGGAUAAUGAAGAUGAAAACAAUGAGUCUUCGUACGUCAGCCAGGAUCUGCCCCACCGGACUCGUGGGACACGUUGCAGCCUCUGCCUCCAUUCCCGAUCCAGGUGGACAGGCCCAAUUCUACCUCCAGGAGCAUCUGACUUCUAAUCUAUUCAUGGGUUCAUUAAGACCCUGGUUGAGCACGUGUGUGUCAAGCCCUGCACGAGACACUGGACGUGGUCAUGGAAAGAGCCCACCAACCCUGUUAUGUGGCCCAGAAGACCAGCCUCUUCCCCUGUCAUCUUCUGAGAUCUCUGCUUUUCGCUGGGCUUGGUCCGUAGCAGGGUGGAGAGAGGCUGAGCUUUCCUGCCUGUGCACUCUCUCAGAGACAUUCGCUCCCCCUCUGGAGCCUCUGGUUCUGUCGGCAGCCCCUCUCCACAGCCAGAGCCCUGAGUUCUGGUAAGUGUCCCCGUCUCCCGGUCCCCAACAGGCUUAGAGGUGAUAAGGGCCUCUGCUUGUCGCUUAUCUCCGGGGUUUUGCUACAGGUUGUUGGUCUCCUUAAUCCUGUCCUGGCUUUUCUAGAUAGUCUGUCAACUUAAGUAUUUUCGGCGACCCCUUUGAGUGCAUCAUCUCUUUCCCUGGGACCCUGACUAAUGCGAGCAUGGCAAUCCCUCCUAUGGCUACUGCUUUGCAGAUUGUCCAUAAAUUCUGACCAAAACAAUAAAUAAAUUUGAUCCAAAGACAAAAACACUGAAGCAACGAAAUACGCUUAGGAGAAAGUAAAACUACAGGCCAGGAGUAGUAGCUCAUGCCUGUAAUCCUAGCACUCUGGGAGACCCAGAUGGGAGGAUCACUUGAGGUCAGGAGUUCGA
This is a messenger RNA of Lemur catta (Ring-tailed lemur), 1316 nucleotides long. RefSeq lists its product as uncharacterized. The transcript is spliced from 6 exons. Lineage: Eukaryota; Metazoa; Chordata; Mammalia; Primates; Lemuridae. The record is from RefSeq and is a predicted model, not a curated record. Bases 107 to 907 code for a protein of 266 amino acids.